GUGUUCUCGUUGUUGCCGCAUUAGCCAUACGCUCAGCACACGCACAAGGCUCAUUGCACAGCAGACGUGCCGCGUACUUGCUGCUAUUGUUUGCUGUUUUUGGGUCGACACGAGUAACACUAAUUCAGAUCAGCGAUGUGGCUUUAGAAUAAUAGUAUUCGUCUUUUGGAAUGGGUAGCUGUCAGGAAUGCUGAACUCAGAGGAGUCGUUGAAUGACCAUUUCCCAUCAGCCAGCGAAAAGCGGCUAGCUGUUCGAUUGUUAACUUUAUGGAAGUAAAGGCGUCAAAGUAUCGUUCUUUCAACUGCUAGGCUUACGAGGAAGAUAUUUUCCUUCGCCUUUCACGGUUCUAGUGCUAGGUUCGAACCCCGUACUGAGAUGAUGAAAUCAUAUGGAUCCCCGGCAAAGGGGAGCGGACGAGCGAGUAGGCUUCGGCUGUUUUCGUUGAUCGUGAUAUGUCUAGGCGUGGUGACGUGGCUGCACUAUGACGUGCCGGAGAAAGCGGAGACUAAGAAAGCCGAUCCCAACACGAUCGCCAGGAUGUGCGAGGGCCGGUACAUUUACAUGUACGACUUGCCUGCGAGAUUCAAUAAGGACGUGGUGGCCAAGUGCCGUGGCCGCGACGACACGGGCCAGCGGUGUGCGGAGCUGAGCUCAUGGGGCAUGGGCGUGCCGUACAACUCCAAGAAGCCCGAGUACGCGGGCGUGGCGCACUGGUGGUCCACGUCGCUGUACAGCACGGAGCUGCUGCUGCACCACCGCCUGAGCAACCACCUCUGCCUCACGCCGCACGCCGCCCAGGCGCACCUCUUCUACGUCCCCUUCUACCCGGUCUGCUCUGGAGCACGUGCUGGGCUUCUCCAACACCACCAUCGACGAGUACUAUGACGACUUGGCGCGCUGGAUUCGGCGGCAACCCGCUUU
Molecule: messenger RNA, 922 nt
Organism: Closterium sp. NIES-67
Lineage: Eukaryota; Viridiplantae; Streptophyta; Zygnematophyceae; Desmidiales; Closteriaceae
Source: the annotation of a GenBank genome assembly